Argentina anserina (silverweed cinquefoil) is the source of this 630-nucleotide messenger RNA. RefSeq names its product protein LIFEGUARD 4-like. The transcript is spliced from 3 exons. The coding region runs from base 1 to 630 and encodes 209 amino acids. NCBI's taxonomy places the organism in Eukaryota, Viridiplantae, Streptophyta, Magnoliopsida, Rosales, Rosaceae. The record is from RefSeq and is a predicted model, not a curated record.
AUGAAGACACCGUUGAGCCGGAACAAUGACUUGGAAGCCGGCAGUACUCCGCUACUCUACCCUUCGAUGACUGAAAAUCCCGAGCGCCGAUGGGCCUUCAUCCGAAAAGUGUAUGCCAUUCUCGCCUUUCAGCUACUCCUCACCAUCCCCGUUGCCGCCACCGCCUUCUUGAACCCUGGCAUCGCCGUAUUCCUCGUCGAAACUUGGCUCGGAUGGUUUCUCAAACACACAAUCAUCAUCACCUCCGUUUCUGGGAAGGUGGUUCUGGAGGCUGCAAUUCUAACCGUUGCUAUUUUUCUAAGCCUGACCUUGUAUACCUUUUGGGCCGCAAGGAGAGGCCAUGACUUCAACUUCUUGGGUCCUUUCUUGUUUGCAUCCCUGCUGACUCUGGUUGUCUUUGGAGUGAUACAGAUUUUCCUCCCUCUUGGUAAAAUUAGUCAUAUGAUAUAUGGAAUUGUGGGAAUACUAGUAUUCUGUGGCUACAUUGUCUAUGACACAGAUGAACUGAUCAAGCGCUAUCAGUAUGAUGAGUACAUUCUUGCGGCCAUUGACUUGUAUUUGGACCUCCUUAACUUAUUUCUCAAGAUACUCGAGGUGAUGAAAGACGCGGAGAGCUCAGACGAUGCUUAA